CCGCCCAUCGUCUUCACCUUUAUCUUGGUCUUAGAGAGAGAAUCGAAUCAACGACUGUUAGUAUUGCGUUGCUUGCUGGUUCUAACACUUUACUAGCUUGCUCAUUUAACUCUAUUUCUCUCUCUCCCAUUGCUUCCAACAUCUCCUUCUGCUUCAUCCUUCAUCUUUCUCAGAUCUGCUUGUGUUCCGCUGUCGGUGGGGGUAUCUGGGGACUGACUAUCUUCAAACCCAGCUUCCGAGAUGAGUAUGUAUGGUAGGGAUCCAUGGGGUGGCCCGCUGGAGAUUCAUGCCACGGAUUCCGCCACUGACGAUGACCGGAGCCGGAAUCUGCAGGAUUUCGAUAGGGCUGCGCUUUCUCGGCCACUGGAUGAGACCCAGCAAAGCUGGCUUCUUGGACCUGGCGAGCAGAAGAAGAAGAAGUAUGUGGAUCUGGGAUGUAUCAUUGUGAGCCGCAAGAUAUUCGUUUGGACGGUGGGGACGCUUCUUGUAUCUGCCUUCUUGGCUGGCUUCAUUACCCUUAUCGUCAAGGUCGUUCCUCGCCACCACCAUAAGGCUCCCCCUCCUGAUAACUACACUUUAGCUCUUCACAAGGCUCUUAUGUUCUUUAACGCCCAGAGAUCUGGGAAACUCCCUAAGCAUAACAAUGUUUCAUGGAGAGGUAACUCCUGUAUGCAAGAUGGCAAGUCUGAUACAUCAAGUUCAAUAAAGGAUCUGGUUGGUGGCUAUUAUGAUGCUGGAGAUGCUAUUAAGUUCAACUUCCCUGCGUCUUUUGCCAUGACCAUGUUGAGCUGGAGUGUAAUAGAAUAUAGUGCCAAAUACGAAGCUGCUGGGGAGCUCAACCAUAUCAAGGAUAUAAUUAAAUGGGGGACAGAUUACCUUCUGAAGACCUUCAAUAAUUCUGCUGAUACCAUAAGUACAAUUGCCGCACAGGUUGGAGCAGGGGAUACUUCUGGAGGAAGUACAACUCCAAAUGACCAUUACUGCUGGAUGCGUCCAGAGGACAUUGAUUAUGAGAGACCUGUCUAUGAAUGUCACAGCUGCUCAGAUCUUGCUGCAGAAAUGGCUGCUGCUUUAGCUGCUGCAUCCAUUGUUUUCAAAGAUAACAAAGCCUAUUCACAGAAACUUGUUCAUGGUGCGACGACACUAUUUAAAUUUUCAAGGGACCAAAGAGGAAGAUAUAGUGCAGGUGGUUCAGAUGCUGCGUUAUUCUACAAUUCCUCCAGCUACUGGGAUGAAUUUGUAUGGGGAGGGGCUUGGAUGUAUUAUGCAACUGGAAAUUCUUCCUACCUGAAGCUUGCUACUACUCCUGGUCUUGCUAAACAUGCCGGUGCCUUUUGGGGAGGGCCUGAUUAUGGUGUUUUGAGCUGGGAUAACAAGCUUGCUGGUGCUCAGGUUCUCCUGAGUCGCUUAAGAUUGUUCUUGAGUCCUGGUUACCCAUACGAAGAAAUUCUAAGGACCUUCCACAAUCAGACCAGUAUAAUUAUGUGCUCUUAUCUGCCGGUUUUCACAAGCUUUAACAGAACAAAAGGGGGUUUAAUUCAGUUGAACCAUGGUAGACCUCAGCCUCUACAAUACGUCGUCAAUGCAGCCUUUUUGGCUACUCUAUAUAGUGAUUAUCUUGAUGCUGCUGAUACACCAGGGUGGUAUUGUGGACCCAAUUUCUUUUCUACUGACGUUCUUCGGGAAUUUGCCAAGACCCAGAUUGACUACAUCCUUGGGAAGAACCCUCGAAAAAUGAGCUAUAUUGUAGGUUUCGGUAAACAUUACCCAAAGCAUCUUCACCACAGAGGUGCAUCCAUACCGAAGAACAAGGUUAAGUACAACUGCAAAGGAGGAUGGAAAUGGAGAGACUCGAAAAAACCAAACCCGAAUACAAUGGUUGGAGCCAUGGUUGCUGGUCCUGACAGGCAUGAUGGUUUCCAUGAUGUUCGUACUAACUACAACUACACAGAGCCAACUCUUGCAGGAAAUGCUGGCUUGGUAGCAUCACUAGUGGCCUUGUCAGGUGACAAAAGCACAAGAAUUGACAAAAACACCAUUUUCUCCGCCGUUCCUCCUAUGUUUCCAACACCGCCGCCGCCUCCAGCACCAUGGAAACCAUGAGGUGCUAUGCUAUUCAUUAUAUUUUUGGGCUGAGCGUGUCCCAAAUGACCUGAAGACGAAGAGGAAGACUGAAGGGCAUGAACAGAAUGGAAGUUAUGGGACAAGAUCUAGUAAAUCUAGUUGGCUGGGCCAGUUCCAAGAUUAGCAUUAAGAGUUGAAAACUACUGUGCCUCUUUGUUUAAAUUUUGUGACAUACGUAGUGUAUAUGUAAUAAUAAACCUUGUAUUCUUUAAAAUUGAAAAUUGAACAGCUUGGAAUUGUUUGACUGUUUCAUACUACUUGUUACAGAUGAUGACAAAUGAGUUAUAAGUUCUUAAUUUAA
Messenger RNA from Prosopis cineraria, 2425 nucleotides. Its product is annotated as endoglucanase 25-like. Gene Ontology annotation, biological process: carbohydrate metabolic process. The transcript is spliced from 6 exons. Gene Ontology annotation, molecular function: hydrolase activity, hydrolyzing O-glycosyl compounds. Bases 241 to 2103 code for a protein of 620 amino acids. NCBI's taxonomy places the organism in Eukaryota, Viridiplantae, Streptophyta, Magnoliopsida, Fabales, Fabaceae. The record is from RefSeq and is a predicted model, not a curated record.